Peronospora belbahrii is the source of this 2160-nucleotide messenger RNA. Lineage: Eukaryota; Oomycota; Peronosporomycetes; Peronosporales; Peronosporaceae. The record is from the annotation of a GenBank genome assembly.
AUGGCGUCCAAGGAGCUGCUCUUCUCAGGCCAAUUCAUGGCUCUAACGACAGAUGAGAUGCACGUACGGAUUCAAAAAGACGCUAUAUCUUUCCUCAAUCAAUUGACCGAAUCCCUUCUCAUAGUGAGUCUUCACGGCAAGACGUCGCUCGUUCGCAGUCUGCUUGACGACGUCCGAGACGAAACAGCUGAAGGCGUUUGGCUCUAUGUCAAGUGCAUUAAUUUCCCAAAUGCCAAAUAUUUGGCAAUUUUGGAUCGACCGGGGUUUGGAAACUCGUCAGUAGAAGUGCUUUUGUACUCGAUCCUGGCGAGUUUGAGUAGUGUCGUUGUGCACCAUGUAGACGGUCACUUGACUACAGAAGCAGUGAAACAGUUUUCGUUUCUCGCUUCUAACAAAGAAGAUGGCGCAUUGCCUAAUAACGCUUUUCCUCAGUCUCCAAAACUACUUUGGGUGCUGCAGAAUGUUACUAUCAACGAGCUGAAGGAACAGAUGAAGGAGAGUGGAUUGUCUAGGCAGGAGACCGAACAAACAUACUUGUGCAAUGCUUUGGCCGCAUUGCCCAAGAAUUCGCCAGAAGCAGCAUUGAGCAAGCUUUUCGAGUCUGUAUUUCCCGACCAAAAUUUAUUUGUUAUGCCACCAAGAGGGUCAGAGACAUUUGAAAAGCAAGUUGGGAAACUGUCUCGGCUAUUCACAGAUUCGAUACACAACCGCUACCAUAACAAGAUCGUGCUGAAUGGACCGCUUGUUUGUUCGAUCGCGGUUUCGAUGCUUGCUCAUCGUGAAAAUGUAUUCAAGGUAUUUGAAGGUCAAGCUUGGAACGAUAUGAUUCACAACUGCUGCCUCAAUGUUGUCAAAAAUGGAGUCAAGCUUUACAAGCUGCUGAUGUCCGACAGACUGGGCAGCAUUGUCGACACGUCAGACCUCGAAGAAUUUGAGCAGGCGCUAGAUCCUGAUCAAGAAAGGCGAGAAUUCGUUGAGCUGCCAUGUGAACAUGCAACUCUUCUCGACGCGCACGAUUUUGCAAAACGUAAAGCAAAAGCAGCUCUUCGCACGAUGCCUGUCUUACCCGGAAAACUCAGCUCAUUGCUUAAGAGAUUAUUCUGUGAUUUAGUGGGGUCAGUGUUUGCCUCAGUGCAGAAUGAAAAUAAUCGCAUCUCAUCUGAGCUAUGCCAAUCAUUGCUUACUACACUACACGCCAAGAUGACAGACCAAGUUGACAAGCAGUUAAUCUCGGGCACGCAAAACGAGGAAGACUCGUAUUUUUUUCAGUCGACGAAAUUUAGGAGAUUUUAUCGCGACUACCAAACAAACUUGUUUGAAUUCAUUGCUAAGUACACAGAUCAAGCAAAGGGUCCUGUCAAGAUAGAAGAGCUUGCCAAGUUUAUGCAUAGCGUCAUCCGGCCGCAGCUCGCUGAGUUUUCGGAAAGGCUGGAAAAGAUCCGUAAGGAUGAUGUGAAUAUGUUGGAGGAGGGGAUCAAUGAGAAAGAGGAGGAAGUUGAGAAAUUUAGCGCCAAGCAGAAAAUAUACCAGAAGAAGUCAAUGGAUGCACAAGAUGAUAUCAAUCGACAGCUAGUCGGAGGUGCUAAGCUUCACGCACUGCGGAAAGAAGCGCUUAUUGGAGCAAUUGAUGACCUAACUCGAAUGCACGAGAUGGCUACGAAACAGAAGGAACUACUGGAAAAGGCUGCAUUCGUUUCGGUUCAACUGCCCGAGCAAAAGGUCAUUGAAGCUGCACAGGAUAUAGCUGCACAAGAUAAGGAAGUUACGGAGUUUCAGGGCUAUCUGAUCAAGCAAGGUGGUGGUGGAAAUGUACUCAACCUCCUUGGUCGAAAGAAUUGGAAACAACGGUACUUCAUUCUCAUCGGUGCUAGCUUAAUUUAUGCAAAAACAAAGGACGAUUACGAGCGUGGGAAGAUUAUCAAGGAACUUAGUCUGACUGGUUGCCGCGUUGAUCCAUCUCGUGAUGCGGGAGAAGGAUUCAAUAUCACUCCAGGCAAGUCCGCACACGUGUUUGUGGUGCAACGAGGUUUGUUUGAGAAAAACAGUAAAAAACGCUCAUCAGCAGUAGACAGCGGUCGCGUUUUUAAGCUGCGUGCUCAAAAUAUUCAAGAGCGCGACGUAUGGAUCGAUAAGUUACGUCAAGCGGCUGGAGGCUACUAA